AGAGUGGAAUCCCUGUUUACUGUUGCAAGUUUUAAUAGGUAUUUUGAUAACCUUUGACAUUAAAGAGAUUAUAAGUUCAUGAAAUGUGUGACUGUGCCAUUUUUAGUGUUUUCUUAUCGCAUAACCGUUGAGAAGUAGUUGGCAUUUACGAAAUUUAAAUAACAGAUGCCGAAAUUUAAAUUUCAUUUUUUUUUAAUUGAUACGCUUUAAUACCUACUUUAAUUUACAUAUUUAUACAGAACUCUGCUAUUAGUGCCUGUACUCGGUAGUCGCAAGAUGUCUUUUUUGUGGCUUUUAUUGAUAAUUCAAGCUUUAUCAGUGCAGUGUAUGUUUUACCGGUAUCCAAAACUAAAUCUCACAGAGCCAGAUGGUGGAGAUCCUGGAUCACCAUUGUUUUUGACGCAGUAUGUUGAAAGUGGUAAUAUAACGGAAGGUCGACGACUCGCUCGAGUUGAAUUCACAGAAGCUUUACGUAUUAAGAGUUAUUCCGGAUUCUUUACUGUCAACAAGAAAUAUGAUUCAAAUCAAUUUUUCUGGUACUUCCCAGCCAUGGUACCAAAUAAUAAGGAUGCGCCAGUUAUCGUGUGGCUUCAAGGAGGUCCCGGAGCAUCCUCCCUUUAUGGACUUUUUACUGAAAAUGGCCCGCUAAGAGUUCGAGAUGGUAAAUUUGAAAGACGUAAAUAUAACUGGGCUCUUAGUCACCACAUAAUCUAUAUAGAUAAUCCUGUUGGCACAGGCUUUAGCUUUACAAAGGAUCCUAAAGGCUAUUGUACAGACCAGACUCAAGUUGGUGAGGACCUGUAUAAUACUCUAAUACAGUUCUUUCAGCUCUUUCCAGAACUACAGAAAAACAAAUUCUUUAUAACUGGAGAGUCCUAUGCUGGUAAAUAUGUUCCAGCAUUGGCUUACACUAUUCAUAAAAAAAACCAGAAUGCGCAAUUAAAAAUUAAUCUUAAAGCUAUUGCUAUAGGAAAUGGCUUGAGUGACCCCGAACAUCAAUUGUUGUACAGUAAGUAUUUAUAUCAAAUUGGUUUGUUAGAUUGGAACCAAGCUAAGGUAUUUGCUGAGUAUGAAGACAAAGUCGUCACUCUAAUUAAAGAAAAGAAAUGGAUUCCUGCCUUUGAGGCGUUUGAUACUUUGUUAAAUGGAGAUUUAAUUGAUGGUAAAAGUUUGUUUUACAACAUGACUGGAUUUGAGUUUUAUUUUAACUUUUUACAUACAAAAGAUUAUUUCACCAAGAUGGAUUUUGGACCAAUGUUACAGAAAUCUUCUGUUCGCAAGGAAAUCCAUGUUGGUGCCCUUCCAUUUAACAGUGGAAAAGAGGUUGAAGAACACUUGAAAGCAGAUAUAAUGCAAUCUGUUGCUCCAUGGAUCUCUGAGUUACUUGAUCAUUACUAUGUAGUUGUUUACAAUGGUCAAAUUGAUAUUAUUGUUGCUUACCCAAAUACUCUUAAUUACUUAAGAAAUCUCAAUUUUACUGGUGCAGGUGACUAUAAGACUGCUAAAAGGUACCAAUGGAAGGUUGAUGGUGAGUUGGCUGGUUAUGUGAAGCAAGCAGGAAAGCUGGUGGAAUUAAUGGUUCGAAAUGCAGGCCACAUGGUGCCUGGAGAUCAACCAAAAUGGGCUCUUGAUAUGAUCACUCAUCUCACUCAUGAAAAGAUGUUUACUAAGAAUACUCUGUAAAUAGUUAUUUUUCAUUCUUGUCAAAGAAGAUAAUAUGUUAUGAUUAUAGAUGAUAAGUUUAUAAGAAUAUAUAAAAAUAAAUGGUUUAUGUAGAA
Messenger RNA from Pieris napi, 1778 nucleotides. RefSeq names its product venom serine carboxypeptidase. The record is from RefSeq and is a predicted model, not a curated record. Lineage: Eukaryota; Metazoa; Arthropoda; Insecta; Lepidoptera; Pieridae. The transcript has a single exon. Gene Ontology annotation, biological process: proteolysis. Gene Ontology annotation, molecular function: serine-type carboxypeptidase activity. Bases 277 to 1683 code for a protein of 468 amino acids.